AUGACCACCCGGAAGAAGUUCUUCUUGCCUCUCAUCACUUCUCCUCUUGAACGAGACUAUUCCGAGAAAAUUACCACUUUGUUACGCACAAUGGAAGCACCACUCUCCUCCCCUCGCCUACCUUCGCAGGCACAACAUCAAAACUCCUGCUUCUCUUCCUCAGACUCGUCAGCCCGCUCCAGCGAGCCAACCCCUGCUCCCCAAAACCAGCAGCAAAUACCACAGCCUCCACCGGCUCAGCAACGUUCAAUCGAUGAGACGUCUCCAUUCUUGAGGGACCUCAAUCUGGUGGCUGAGGCUGCGAAGAGAGCGCAAAUGGCGUGUCUGAUGCGGGAUUUGGAAGGUGUGGCGAUUUAA
Messenger RNA from Drepanopeziza brunnea f. sp. 'multigermtubi' MB_m1, 357 nucleotides. RefSeq lists its product as uncharacterized. Lineage: Eukaryota; Fungi; Ascomycota; Leotiomycetes; Helotiales; Drepanopezizaceae. The record is from RefSeq and is a predicted model, not a curated record.